UGUGCCACGUCGACCACAACCUUUCCUAUCGUGUUAUCGCUACAGCAUUUUAGGAAGCCAUUGUUCAAAGUGUGUUCAUGCAUACAGUACAAUGGGAGGGGGUGUGGCAUGCACAGGAGAACCAGGAAGUUGAUCUCACGUCUAUUUAGGACUGGGAUUCUAUCCAGAGUUGACAGAUAAACAGUGAGAUCAAACCUAGUCUGCCUUUCUCACCGAGUUCAAACCUACAGUCACUGGGUCCUGAGUGUGACAGUGGAGCCCAGUUUGCACUGCAGGAUCCAGAGAUGACAUCAGUGAAGCUGGAAGACUGCAGUCAAACACUGGAGCUGAAUGUCAACAUUAAAGAUGAAGAAGAGGAGGAGAAGAUUGGGAAAUGUGUCAAUCAUGGCCAACGAGGAUUAAGUCUGAUUCCGGUAACAUCCACAGUGAGGACAAACCCAGCCUGCCUCUCUCCUUCCACACUGAGUCCAAACCUACAGUCACUGGGUCCUGAUUGUGACAGUGGAGCCCAGUUUGCACUGCAGGAUCCAGAGAUGGCAUCAGUGAAGCUGGAAGACUGCAGUCAAACACUGGAGCUGAAUGUCAAUAUUAAAGAUGAAGAAGAGGAGGAGAAGAUUGGGAAAUCUGUUUCUCAUGGAUACCAUGUUGAGCCAUUCUCUACAUCCAGAGAGCAACAGCAGGAAGAUCACAGAGCUAAGAGGUCUCACCAUUGCCCACAUUGUGAGGAGAUUUUCCCAAUUCUAUCAAAGCUAAAAAUACACCUAAAAAUGCACACAGAAGAAAAUCUGUAUUCCUGCACUGACUGUGGGAAGAGUUUCACAACAUCAAGAGCUCUGACGGUUCAUCGGAGAGUACACACAGGAGAGAAGCCUUACAACUGCUCUGACUGUGGGGAGAGUUUCUCUCAACAGAGCAAUUUAAAAAAACACCAACGUAUACAUACAGGAGAGAAGCCUUACUCUUGCUCGGCCUGUGGGAGGAGUUUCUCUCAACAGAGCAACUUCAAAAAACACCAACGGAUACACACAGGAGAGAAGCCAUACUCCUGCUCUGACUGUGGAAAAGGCUUCACAACAUCAACUGAGCUAACAGUUCAUCAGAGAACACACACAGGAGAGAAGCCUUACUUCUGCUCUGACUGUGGAAAGAGUUUCUCCCGAUUGGAUACCUUAAAAGUACAUGAACGUGUACACACAGGAGAGAAGCCAUACUCCUGCUCUGACUGUGGAAAAGGCUUCACAACAUCAUCUGAGCUAACAGUUCAUCAGAGAACACACACAGGAGAGAAGCCUUACUUCUGCUCUGACUGUGGAAAAAGUUUCUCCCAAUUGGAGAAGUUAAAAUGUCACCAGCGAAUACAUACAGACCAAAAGUCUUACUUCUGCUCCGACUGUGGGAAGAGUUUCUCCCGAUUGGAUACCUUAAAAGUACAUGAACGUAUACAUACAGGAGAGAAGCCUUACUUCUGCUCCGACUGUGGGAAGAGUUUCACCCGAUUGGAUACCUUAAAAUGUCACCAGCGAAUACAUACAGGAGAGAAGCCUUUCUCCUGCUCUGAUUGUGGAAAUUGUUUUACUGAUCAGAGCAGCUUAACACACCAAUGUAUACAUACAGGAGAGAAGCCUCAUCGGUUCUCUCAGACCAGCUAAGAGGGAAGUCAUUACAUCACUUCAUUCUCAUCUCAUAAAUGAAGUGGUAACAGUGAAUUUGAUAACAUUUUAAGAAAGAAUAAAACACUAUUGGGAUCAUAUUGUUUCUCACUGUAAGAGAACUGUGCAGAGGAAAGGGUGUGUUAUAGAAUGUUAACUUCUUGUUGUUUUACUGAUCAGUGAGCACCUUGUCAGUUUGAUUUAUUUAAUUGAGCUUUUACUCUAAAGAUAUUGAGAGUACCUUGAAUUUGCCCUUAGGGUUGAAUGCCCUCUGAGGCUUCUCACAUUGUAACAAUGUAGUCUGAUGGCUGACUGGGUGGUUCUGCUUCCCUCUGCAGUGUUCUGUGGAAAGGAGCUGGUAGACACAACAUGUGUCAGCGAUGGUGUGAUCAGUCUUCACCAUUAGUUUGGGUGGAUUAUUAUUAUUUUACUACAAAGUAACUUUUGUUUAAUGAUACACAUACUUUGAAACGACUACGUGUUUAUUAAAUUGUCUUACUAGAUUUAUUAUUUGUCAUCAAAUGUAUUUGGUUAACUGCAUUGAACUUAAUUGAUGUGCUAAUUAAAAAUAAAUAUUCUA
Oncorhynchus masou masou (cherry salmon) is the source of this 2229-nucleotide messenger RNA. Its product is annotated as zinc finger protein OZF-like. Bases 285 to 1649 code for a protein of 454 amino acids. NCBI's taxonomy places the organism in Eukaryota, Metazoa, Chordata, Actinopteri, Salmoniformes, Salmonidae. The record is from RefSeq and is a predicted model, not a curated record. The transcript has 3 exons.